UUUCUGUCACUUGCAAUAGUGUUAGUCAUCCUGAUGUACCAAGAGAACUGCAGGAAACUUAAACUUUGUGUCGCCAAUGGCGUAUUGCAGGUCAUUACCAUUUCUGAUAUUAUUGAUGUUGCUUAGCUUUCAAAGCCUUCUAACAGCACAUGAAGAUCCAUCUUACAAGGACAUACAGGUGGGAGUGAUUCUUGACAUGGAUUCAUGGGUUGGGAAGGUCGUUUGUAGUUGCAUCACCAUGGCUGUUUCUGACUUUUACAGAAUCAAUCCUCACUACACAACAAGGAUAACUUUUACAACCAGGGAUACCAAAGGAGAACCCCUGCUUGUGUUGUCCACUGCUCUUGAUCUUUUGGAGAACACUGAAGUGCAAGCGAUAAUAGGUCCAGAAUCAACGGCUGAAGCAAGAUUCUUGGAGGUUUUGGGAGACAAAGCUAACAUACCGAUUCUUUCGUUUUCAACAACCCCAUUUUCAAAUCAGAAUCAUAAUCUUCUUCGAAUGGCAGAUGAUGAAACCAGUCAGUUCAAAGGCGUUGCUGCCAUGGUUGAAUUGUUUAAAGCAAAGAAUGUGAUUGUUAUCUGCGAGGACACUGAAAACGGGAGAGAAAUGGCUACUUAUAUGGCUAGUGAGUUUCAAGAGAAAAAUAUACACGUUACAUAUACUAGCCUAAUUUCAACCUCUGCUAGCAAAGAACAAGUAAGUGAAGAGCUUCAAAAACUUCAAACUAUGCAAGCCAUGGUUUUUGUCAUGCAUACACCGCCUUCUCUGGCAACUGGUAUUUUCUCCAAAGCAAAAGAGUUGGGCAUGAUGGAUGAAGGAUACAUGUGGAUCAUAACAAGUAAGACUACCAACUUGUUGGAUUCCAUGGAUGCUGAAGCAAUCAAAUCAAUGCAGGGGGCUGUGGGUUUCAGAUCGUAUUUUCCAGCAUCAAGGAAGCUUCAUAACUUUGUUUCGAAAUGGAGAAAGGAACAUUAUGCCUUGGAGCCGUUUAUGGAGUACAAGGAGGUAGAUUCUAAUGGUAUAUGGGCAUAUGAUGCAGUUUAUGCACUCGCCAUGGCUAUUGAGAAGGUACAUACAACCCUAAUUGGCAUGUCUUCAUCAAUACAUGCAUCACUUUUGGAUGAGAUGUUAAGAGUCAAGUUCCAUGGUUUAGGUGGUGAAUUCAAUCUUAUGAAUGGGAGAAGCAUCUCCAAAGCCAUGGAAGUUGUAAAUGUGAUUGGUAAAGGUGGUAGGAGGGUAGGGUUCUGGAUGAUGAUGUCUGCGAAUGGUGAGUUUGUGAAAGAAAUAGGAAAACAGAAUUCCACUUCCAAUCAUGGCCUGGAAAGUAUUAUUUGGCCAGGAGGGAGUAGUGCAACAUUUCCAAAGCGUAGGAUUCUAGAAACAAAUGGCAAUAAGAAGCUGAGAAUUCUGGUUCCAGAUUUCGGCACAUUCCCUAAUUUACUACAACUUACUGUUGAUCCGAAAACAAAUAUAUCGGGUGUGAGUGGGUUUUGUGGGGAUGUUUUCAAUGCUGCGUUCAGUGCCUUGGAUUAUGGAGUAGGCGUUGAGAUUAUUCCAUACCCUUAUAAGGAUGGAAUGAAUUACAACGAUCUAAUCGACAAAAUCUAUCUUAAGGAAUAUGAUGCUGUUAUUGGGGAUAUCACAAUCACAGCAAAUAGAUCUGUCUAUGUGGACUUCACAUUGCCCUUCAGUGAUCUGGGAACUGGCACAAUAGCCCGAAAUGCCAAGAAAAACAUGUGGAUUUUUCUAGAUCCUCUUAGUGCAGAUCUUUGGAUCACAAGUGGUUGUUUCUUUCUUUUUUUAGGGUUUGUCAUUUGGUUUAUCGAACAUCGUAUAAACGAAGAAUUUCAAGGUUCUACAUGUCAGCAAAUCGGAACAACUCUCUGGUUUGCCUUUUCGACCCUUGUUUAUGCUCACAGGGAGAAGUUGCAAAGUAAUCUAUCAAGAUUCGUGGUUACUGUCUGGGUUUUUGUGGUGCUUGUUCUCACGUCAAGUUACACUGCAACUUUGAGUUCAGUUUUAACAGUACAACAGAUUGGAAUGAAGGAGACAUCUACUGGAUUCUUGGGUGUUUCAUUCGGAGGAGCUGCCUUUAACAACAUGAACUUUGGGGGUGCCAAAAUUGAAAACUUAUAUACACCUGAGGCCUACGUCAAAGCAUUAACAAGUGGAGGUGUUGAUGCAAUCAUCGAUGAGAUCCUUUACGUCAAAUCAGUCCUUGCAAUGUAUCCAACUUCUGACUUCUCCUUGAUCUCAACAGCAUCCACCACCAAUGGUUUCGGCUUUGCAUUCCAGAAAGGUUCACCAUUGGCAGGAGAGAUGUCGACUGAGAUAGCAAAGAUGCGGGAAGACGGGACAUUGAAAGCAUUAGAGGAUAAAUGGUUAAAACGUCAAUCUGCAUUGAUGUCAAAGGAUUUUUCUUCUCCUUCACCGAAAAUCUUGAAUCUGUAUGGGUUUCGUGGUCUCUUCCUUAUCAGUGGUGUGACGAUGGCAUUUGCCCUUUUGGUGUCCAUGGUUCGUAUUGUUCGUGAAAAGUUACAUGUCAAAAUUAAGAUGCAGAAUCAUGGUAUCAAAGCUAGGGUUUCCAACCCAUCAUUCUCACGUACGGCUUAUAAUUGACAAUUCCUAACUGCUGAUAUUUUUUUCCUCGUCAUCACGCGCGAUCGCUGCCUCACAGAACGCCUCAUAUGUGCCUCCCCACCAUCGGACUUCUGCUCUCUAAUUAGCCCUGUACAUCCCAGUCGAUUGGAUGAAGCAGCGCCACCAUUAUUGAUCCUUUGCUGGCGGGGUAUCUGUUUCUGAUCUCGUGGCUUGAUUUUGUCCCAUUGUUGCUGUUAGGUUGCUGCCCAACUACUGUUGUUUUCUCCUUUUGACAUUGUGUGUGUUUUCUCAAUAUCAAUACCGGAUUCUUCAUAUACCACUACUCCAUCCAAGUUAAGUCUCGUAUGUACUCUCACAAACGUACACAAUCAAUUUAGCUUUAAGUUGAAUGUUGAUGGUUCCAAGUAUAAACUUUGGCGUCAGAUUUUCUCGAACAUGUGUAGAGGUACCUUGACAUAUGGGCAUAUUUCUGGGAAAUCUCUUCCAUCUGGUGAUGAUGAUGAGGAUUGGUAUUUGGUACACUACAAGAAAAAUUCUAAAUAGCUACGGAAUCAAAAUUUGUUGCUACUUUACUAUGAAAUAUGCUACAGAACGACUUGUUGUAGCUAUUUUGCUACAAAAUUUGUUAC
Molecule: messenger RNA, 3231 nt
Organism: Lactuca sativa (garden lettuce)
Lineage: Eukaryota; Viridiplantae; Streptophyta; Magnoliopsida; Asterales; Asteraceae
Source: RefSeq, a predicted model, not a curated record